Triticum aestivum (bread wheat) is the source of this 798-nucleotide messenger RNA. RefSeq names its product histone H3.3. The record is from RefSeq and is a predicted model, not a curated record. Lineage: Eukaryota; Viridiplantae; Streptophyta; Magnoliopsida; Poales; Poaceae. The transcript is spliced from 2 exons. Gene Ontology annotation, cellular component: nucleosome. Gene Ontology annotation, molecular function: structural constituent of chromatin; DNA binding; protein heterodimerization activity. The coding region runs from base 140 to 550 and encodes 136 amino acids.
CCCACCUAUAAAUUCCCCACCCACCUCCCUCCUCUCUCUCCCCAAUUCGUCGCCUCCCAGUUCGAGUUCCACCGCCCGCAGCAACCAAAGCCAAGUUUCGAAGCCGCCGCCGCCGAGGAGCAGGAGAAGGCGAGAAGCCAUGGCCCGUACCAAGCAGACCGCCCGCAAGUCCACCGGUGGCAAGGCCCCCCGCAAACAGCUCGCCACCAAGGCGGCGAGGAAGUCGGCGCCGACGACCGGCGGAGUGAAGAAGCCCCACCGCUACAGGCCCGGUACCGUGGCGCUCCGGGAGAUCCGCAAGUACCAGAAGAGCACGGAGCUGCUGAUCCGCAAGCUGCCGUUCCAGCGCCUGGUGAGGGAGAUCGCGCAGGACUUCAAGACGGACCUCCGCUUCCAGUCCCACGCCGUGCUGGCCCUCCAGGAGGCGGCCGAGGCGUACCUGGUGGGGCUGUUCGAGGACACCAACCUGUGCGCCAUCCACGCCAAGCGCGUCACCAUCAUGCCCAAGGACAUCCAGCUCGCCCGCCGCAUCCGCGGGGAGCGCGCCUAAGCGAGCGAGGCAAGUCCAGCCCCCCGUCACCACCGUGGCGACGUUCGCCGGCAUUACUAGUACUAGUUGAUUAGCUUCCCCUGUCGAGAUAAUGCAUCUUGUGGUCCGUUGUAGAAAACCUGGUGUGAUUAGUUAUCCUAGUUACGGAGACUCUUGUCUGCUUAAUUGGUUUUAGUUUGCGGUACUAUUGCAAAAGGGAUGCUUACUACUGUGAUGAAACUGUUGGUUAAUAUAGUCUUGAUUAACAA